AUGAAGGCUCUACACGAUCAGCGUGGAAACAGACAACAAGGUGCACGGGGCCGACAAGUGCGGCGCCACAGCGGCGCAGCAGGACGCCUUUUGGUAGCGGCAUGCUGCGCAGCUGUCGUUGCCGUGGCUGUCAACCUCCCUAGCCGCGCAGACAGACGGCGAGCGAGGGAAGCUGCCGAAGAGCUUGAGCUCGAAACGGAAGGAAGCAGUGAGCUGGAUGAGGAGCAGGAAUACCCAUUGGUAGCUGCAGGUGGCUCAGCAAGUAGCCCGUCCACACAGGCCUUCUUGUCUUUGGAUGAAAAAGAUGGCCGAUUUUGUGGCAAAGAGGGAGACCUUUGCAAGUGCUUUGGCAAAGUGCGCUACGGACGCCUUUUUUCGUGGUCCGGCGACCUCGUGGUCGAUGGCAGCGUGAACUGCUCCGCUGCCCUGUUCGGUGAUCCCAUGCCGAUGGAUCUGAAGAUCUGCAAGUGCUACCCGACCAUGUGUACCACACAAGUGGGCAUUUGCACACCGGAGCCCUGCAUGUGCCCCACGUCCCGUGAUCCGGACAUGGAAUGGGCAAAGAAGACGCUUAUGACAGGCGAUGGCACGAAGUGCUGGGCCUGUGAGAAGAAGCGAGCCAGCACUGGUGUGGCAGAGUCUGGCAACUCCACCUACUGCCCUACACAGAUGGGUCGUUGCUCUCUGAAGCGGUCGUGCAAGUGCGAAGACCCUGCCGACAUCAAGCGCGUCAUGCGGACGAAGAACGGAGAGAAGUGCUGGACUUGUGCUCCCGUCGGGGAAGGCAGGGCCAUGGGCAUGGACAGCGGUCAAAAAGCUAUGUUCUGGAUGCUGCCGCUGCUUUGGUCCUUCAUGGAUUGGCCCAACUCUUUCUGGCAGGUGUGCAAUGGCGACAGGGCAUUGACCAUAUUUUCGGCUCUUUGCAUCGUCGGGUAUCUUCUGCAGGUCUUCGCACCCUUCCUUCGCCUGGACCGAUUCUUCUCUUUCUAUGCGCCGUGCAUGAAAAAGGGCGAGUUCUGGCGCUUCUUCACCUACUUCAUGCUGCACUCAGAUUUGCAGCAUCUGUGCGUGAACUUGUUCCACCUGAUGGAUGCCCUGGAUCUUGAAGGGGUGCCAGAUCUUGAAGUCAGUCCAGGAGUACCGCUCAAGUGCACCCGCGAUGGCCCCGUGGCCACGAUCUGUUAUCCUGAUGUCGGGAUCGGCUGGAACAAUGUGGUGGGUAUCAUGGCCACGGUGCUUGCGUUUGGUGCGUUGGUGGGCACGAUGAAGAACUUCGGGGCCCUGGUCCAGGGCGCGAGUUCAGUUUGCUUCGGCGUGGACGGCGCGCUCAUCGCGCUGUAUGGGGUCUUCCUGGGUGCCGGGUUAGAUCAGAAGUUGAAGAUUCCGGAGUUCGGCGCUUUCUUUUGGAUGCGCAUCGGAAUCAUCGCGUUUCAUAUCAUUAUUGACAUUGUCCAGAGCGUUUGUGGUUCUGGCAAGGAUACAGUGGGCACUGUUGCACACAUGGCCUCGCUCGUCGCAGGCUUUUGCUACGUCAUCCUGGUUCUUCCACCGAUGGGUGAUGGGAGCUUCUUCGGAAGCGACAGGCCCUACAUUGUCAACUGCGGCAUGACAAGCCCGAAGUAUGUGACAUUAGAUGAAGCAACUACGCAGUGUCUGGCCUUCUUCAGAAGGAGCAAUGGCAUUGAGAUUAACACCGCGCAGAACAUAGCAAGUGCUGUGCUAGUCAUCGGUGUCGUAGUCGCGAUCGUGAACGCAAUCCAAAAGCACAUUCCUCAGAAGGCCGUGCAGAUUGACGACAUCACGAUUCGCUACCAUCUAUAUACUGCAGCGACUGAACAACAGCUGUUGGCGCUUGAAAGAAGCACUCACAGGUGA
Symbiodinium sp. CCMP2456 is the source of this 1875-nucleotide messenger RNA. The record is from the annotation of a GenBank genome assembly. Lineage: Eukaryota; Dinophyceae; Suessiales; Symbiodiniaceae.